This is a messenger RNA of Antechinus flavipes (yellow-footed antechinus), 2272 nucleotides long. RefSeq names its product coiled-coil domain containing 22 (gene CCDC22). Lineage: Eukaryota; Metazoa; Chordata; Mammalia; Dasyuromorphia; Dasyuridae. Gene Ontology annotation, biological process: positive regulation of ubiquitin-dependent protein catabolic process. Bases 94 to 1977 code for a protein of 627 amino acids. The record is from RefSeq and is a predicted model, not a curated record. Gene Ontology annotation, molecular function: cullin family protein binding. The transcript has 16 exons.
CUGGUUUUUCACCCUCCUGCUCUGAGGCGGAACUCAGGAGUCCGAUCCCGGCGCGGAGGCUAUCGAACUGACCAUUGUGUGCUGGAGGGCGGCAUGGAGGAGGCCGACCGGAUUCUGAUCCACUCGCUGCGCCAGGCGGGCUCGGCCAUCCCCGAGGAUGUCCAGUCCCUCCGGGCCUUCACCGCGGAGCUGGCUGUGGCGGCCGUGGUGGGCUGCCUCCAAGUGCUUCGCCCCUCCCUGAGCUCUGGCCUCACCCCCCACCUGCCUCCCGGGAUGUCUGCCCGCUUUCGGCUCGGCGUGAGUCUGGCCCAGGCCUGCUCGGACCUGGGCUACCCCCGAGAGCUUGGUUACCAGAGCUUCCUGUACCCGAGUGAGCCGGACCUGCGGCAGCUUCUUCUCUUCCUGGCAGAACGGCUGCCCCCCGACCCUGCCCAGGAGAGCACCCAGCCCUCAGUAGGUGAGUCGGCCAUCCUGCUCCGGGCCGUUGGCGCCCAAGUCAGGGACCUCCUGGCGGAGCCGUGGGUGCCCCCGGUCCUGAGGCCCCAAAAGCACCAGGACCGCGUCCGUCCGAAACCUCUCCACGUUCAGUCAUUCAUCCUCCCUGAUGCCAAGAGCCUGCAAGAUGCCUCUGAGGUGCGGGAGUUCCAGGGGGGUCCCCUGGUGGCCCCGGCCCCUGCCCAGAUCCCGUGUCAGGCCAGCCGGGUGGCCUCGUUCCUAGAGGAGCAUGGGGCCCAGCUCCAUGAGCUGCCGGAAGGAGACUCUGCUGGAGAUGUGGACAAGUCUCGCAGGAGGCACCUGGCCCCGCGGCUGGUGGAGCAGCUGAGGCAGAGCUGGGGGCAGGCUGCAUCCGGCGCCUCGGGGGUGCCAACACCAGGCCGGGACCUGGGCGAACUCCUCUGUGGCUGGGGACCUGGCUCCGGAGAGCCUCGAGGGAAGGGCUCCAGGUUCACACACGCCGAGAAAUUCACUUUCGCUCAGGAAGAGGAGGCCACCCGUGCUCCACCUUUGGCCCCCACAGAAGUCCCCUCGCUGCUGUCCCCGCUGUCCCCCGGCCGCUUGGAGCAGGAGUUGCGGGCGGGGCAGGAAGCGGAGCUGGCAUCUCUACAGGAUCACCUGGAGCUCGUGGGCCAGAGCAUCAAGGAGGCUGGGGCCACUGUGAAGAGGCUGACACUUAGCACGGGCCAGGUGGAAGCAGAAGCCCAACAAGCCUGGCUGAGCACCACAGAGCGGGAGCAGGCCCGGAGGCUGAAGCGCCGGGCUGUGGAUCUGCUGCCGGACGCCCCCAGCAACCUGGCCAAGCUGCAGGUGGUGGUGGAGGCCAGUGCCCAGCGUGUCAUCCACCUGGCCGGCCAGUGGGAGAGACAUCGAGUGCCGCUACUGGCUGAGUAUCGGGCUCUGAAGAAGCGCCGGGACCAGAGAGAGUUGGAGUCGUCGCACAAAGCGGCCGAGCUCCAGGUCCUGCAAGAGUGCGUGUGUGCGGCGGCCGCGGAGGCCCGCCGCAAGGAAGGUUUAUACAAGCAAUUGGUCGCCGAGCUGGACACCCUGCCCGGGGACAUGGCUCGUUCGGCCUACACCCAUCGCAUCCUGGAGAUCGUGGGCAGCAUCAGGAAGCAGAAGGAGGAGAUCACCAAGAUUCUCUCUGACACCAAACUGCUUCAGAAAGAGAUCAAUGCCCUGACCGGCAAGCUGGACCGCACCUUUGCCGUCACAGACGAACUGGUCUUCAAGGACGCCAAGAAGGAUGACUCGGUGAGGAAGGCCUACAAGUACCUGGCGGCCCUGCACGAAAACUGCAGCCAGCUCAUCCAGACCAUAGAGGACACUGGGACCAUCUUGAGGGAGGUCCGAGACCUGGAGGAGCAAAUCGAGACGGAGACCGGCAAGAAGACUCUGAGCAAUCUGGAGAAGAUCCUAGAGGAUUACCGGGCCGUCCGGCAAGAGAAUGCGGGCCUGCUGGGCCGAAUCCACGAAGCCUGAGGCAGCCCUGGUCUCUGGGCCUGGACCUCCCUGUCCUGCCUCUCCCUAGCCUGCCUGUCCUCCCGUCCCCUUUUUCUCCCCUGGAUCUCCCCAUUCCUUUCUUCUCCCUCAGGUCUCCCCGUCCCCUUCUCCCCCUGGGCAUGAGCCCUGAGAGCUCUUUCCUUCAAGCACACCCUCUGCCAAUACACGGUUCAGCUACAAGGCCUUUAUUGGUGGAAGGAAACCAAAGCCCUCCUUCACCUCCCCUCCCCCUCCCCCCCAAGAAAGACAGCCAAUAAAGAUGUUUCCUUCAUCA